Cladocopium goreaui is the source of this 516-nucleotide messenger RNA. Lineage: Eukaryota; Dinophyceae; Suessiales; Symbiodiniaceae. The record is from the annotation of a GenBank genome assembly.
AUGCGGCCAGAGAUUCCUUUGACCCACUUUGUGGCAAUAGCGAACUAUGCGCCUGUGGUUUUCACAGAGAACGCGCUAUCACUGAACAAUGGCGUCUUCUUCCUGCAGGUGGACGAAGAUGGCCCCGGAAAAAGGUUCUUCUCCGCUUGGAGGCGAGGCUGUCGUACCGGCGAAUGGCCAUGGGCAGACAAUGGCUGCAUGUACGAGGUCAUGUUGCAUCACUUUGCUGGUGAGCGCUACACGGGCGCUUGCACCAGUUUCCGGCAAGACGACUUCAACGAAGCCAGACCAGAACCUCCCACUGGUGAGGAGUUGAUGAAGUGCUUCAACUCGGAGAUGGACGCCUUGGGUAUGGGUUGCUGCGACCGUGACAUCAAAGAUUUUGCCUUCCUCACAGGGGAGGACUCCUUCAACCACCACCCAUGCGAUGAGCUGCUUCGCAAACCAGCCUUGCAGGAGUAUGACCGUGCUUUGAUCCAAGCGCAUUGCUUUGAAGAUGGCUGGGACCUAAGUUGA